Myxocyprinus asiaticus (Chinese sucker) is the source of this 3802-nucleotide messenger RNA. Its product is annotated as scm-like with four MBT domains protein 2. NCBI's taxonomy places the organism in Eukaryota, Metazoa, Chordata, Actinopteri, Cypriniformes, Catostomidae. Gene Ontology annotation, cellular component: nucleus. The transcript is spliced from 21 exons. The record is from RefSeq and is a predicted model, not a curated record. The coding region runs from base 180 to 2771 and encodes 863 amino acids. Gene Ontology annotation, biological process: regulation of DNA-templated transcription. Gene Ontology annotation, molecular function: transcription corepressor activity; histone binding.
AGGUCAAUGAAGGAGUCGGUUUGAAAAUAAUAUAGAUGUUGAGACAUGCGCAGACGCGGGAUGAUGCCAUAUUGGACUUGAGUAUUCAGCUGACACACACGCAUACACGCACCGUUCCUGCUUCAGCCAGAACACCGGAUCACUCAAUUCAGAUAGACGGAAAAAAACUCGCAUAAGGCAUGGAUUGUGUGGAGGAGGAGAUGGAUUUUAACUGGGAGGAGUAUCUCGAGGAGACUGGAGCCACUGCUGCCCCACACACGUCAUUCAGACAUGUGGAGCUCAGCCUUCAGAGCAGUUUUCAGCCUGGAAUGAAGCUCGAGGUAGCCAAUAAGGGCAGUCUGGAUACAUAUUGGGUCGCCACCAUCAUAACCACAUGUGGUCAGUUGCUAUUGUUACGCUACUGUGGCUAUGGCGACGACCGCAAGGCUGAUUUCUGGUGUGACAUCAUGACAGCCGAACUACAUCCUGUCGGUUGGUGCUCUCAGAACAACAAAAUGCUUCAACCACCUGAAGAUAACGUUUACCUCAGAGCAGCUAUCAAAGAGAAGUACAGUGACUGGACAGAGUUUCUUAUCAAAGAGCUCACAGGUUCACGGACGGCACCAGCAAACCUGCUUGAAGGGCCAUUACGAGGUAAAAACACAGUGGAUCUGAUUGUGGUAGGUUGUGUUUUGGAGGUGCGUGAUGCCUUUGAACCCAGCGUGUUCUGGGCUGCUCGGGUCCAGCGUAAUGUUGGUGGACGCUUGUGCCUCAGCUAUGUCGGAAUAAAUGACCCCACCUACUACUUCUGGAUGUUUUACCUUGACACCAGGCUACGCCCCCUGGGUUGGGCAAAAGAAAAUCAUUUAACAAUGGAACCACCAACAGAUCUGUGUGGUUUGAGGAGCAGUUCAGAAUGGACUGAAGCUUUAGAUGAAGCCAAUGCUGAAGCCCUGAACAGUCCACUUCCACUGGAGGUCUUUAAGGAUCACACUGACUUGCGCACACACUCCUUCAGAGCAGGAAUGAAGCUUGAAAUGGUGUCACCAACAGAACCUUGCCACAUCUGUCCUGUGUCUGUAACUAAAGUCUAUAAUGAAUACUACUUUCAAAUCACAGUGGAUGACCUCACUCCUGAUGCCCUGCCCACUUCCGUGGUGUGCCAUGCUGAUUCGCCAGGCAUCCUGCCAGUCCAAUGGUGUCUAAAGAAUGGCGUUGGAUUGGAGAGGCCACAGGGUUUUGAGUCACAGGACUUUGACUGGGCAGACUACCUCAAACACACAGCUACCGAAGCUGCUCCAGAUGUGUGUUUCCCAAACGCAUAUCAGAGCAGGGGCUUCUGUAAGGAUAUGUGGCUUGAAGCUGUCAACCCGAUCCAGCCUUCCGAACUCUGUGUCGCUUGUAUCACUCAGGUCAAAGGUCGACUUCUCUGGCUAAGACUGGAAGGUCUGACCAAGCUGUUAGCAGACUGUAUAGUGGAUGUGGAAAGUAUGGAUAUCUUUCCUGUGGGCUGGUGUGAAGCUAACAGCUAUCCGUUAAUGCCCUUACUGAAGACAGUCUGUCCACCUCAGAGGAAGAUCGCUGUUGUACAGCCUGAGAAACAGUUGGCCCCCUCCCAGCCAGCUGAUGCUCCUCUUAACCUGUGCUCCUCCAUCGCCACGGAAACAGGUUUGGUGAAUGGAAAAUACUGCUGUUCUCAACUCUAUGUGAAUCAUCGCUGUUUCUCUGGUCCGUAUCUCAACAAGGGCCGUAUUGCUGAAUUACCACUGGCCGUGGGGCCCGGCAAAUGCACUUUAGUCCUUAAAGAGAUUCUUACAAUGUUAAUAAACUCAGCGUAUAAACCUGGCCGUGUACUCAGAGAGCUACAGAUGGUGGAGGACCCACAAUGGAACUGCCAGGAGGAAAUCCUGAAAGCCAAAUAUAAAGGGAAGAGCUAUCGGUCCACCAUGAGGAUUGUUCGAGUAGCAGAAGAAGUGUCAGAGUUUUGUCGUCGAGUCUGUGAGAGACUGCAGUGCUGUCCGAAUCUUUUUGGCCCAAUGCUCGUUUCCGACAAGUGUCCUGAAAACUGCUCGAGCCAAACCAAGACCAAAUACACAUAUUAUAAGAAGAGGAAAGUUGGCCGACCAAGUUUAGGGGAGAACACCCAGGACGGUGACAUGACCAAACCACUACGCCGCAGAAAGAAACGCAAAGCCAUCUUUGUCCAGAAGAAAAGACGCUCUUCUGUUUUAGGAUACCACACCACAGAAUCACUUCAGGAUAGCGAUUUUUACUAUGACGAUGAGGAAGAUUAUUUUGGGGAGUCGGGCAGUGAGGAAAGUUCCAGCUCACCCCAUGAGCAGGCCCCUGCACACUCCUUCAAGGAGGCCCCGAGGAGAGGAAGACCUCCACGACGUGCUGCUCUUCAGCGCAGGGCGACACAUCCAGGGCCAGAGGCCACAGACAGGUCGUCUCCCCGGAGAACCACGCGUUCAGUAUCCUACAACCAGAACCAGACGGCCAAACACACACACACGAAGGCAGAGAAUGUUGAAGAAGAGAAUGACCAGCUGGUUUUAGAGAGAAAUCCUUUGGAAUGGAGUGUGUCUGAUGUGGUUGACUUCAUCACAUCCACAGAUUGUGCCUCUCUCGCCAAGAUAUUCCAAGAGCAGGACAUCGAUGGGCAAGCUUUGUUGCUGUUGACCCUUCCUACAGUUCAGGAAUGUAUGGACCUGAAGCUCGGCCCGGCCAUCAAACUCUGUCAUCAGAUUGAGCGAGUCAAAGUGGCCUUCUACUCCCAGUAUGCUAACUAAGCUAACUGUGCUAACACUGCUAGCUUACCCAGAGGCCUUUGUUUGGCGGAUGUGUAAAGUAUCAUUCCAUCAUCACAUAACCUCAGGUUGGCUACAUACUGCAUUUUGGAGGAUUUGCAAACCAACUCUGCUGUUCGAUUAUUUUCACGUUGUUUGCCUUUAAUACGGCAUUUCGUCCUGGAACAUGUAAUAUUUUCUGCUUAGUGGGCAAGACUGUCAAAGAAGACUUAAACCAAACAGUCUAGAGGAAACUGGGAGUUCAGAAUUUGCAACGUUUUCAAGAGAGUCAGAAUGAACUUACAGUAUGAACAUAGACAAUGUUGAUCUCCAUGCGAAGCAAAACAUUUAAAGGCAAACAAAUUGGAAGUCAUUUAAACUGUGAAAAAUGUCCUCUGAUCUGAAAUUUGAUCAGUCUUUCAAGACCAAAUUAUAUUUAUAAUGGAAAAGUAUAUAUGAAUUAUUGACUUCAGAAGUUAGCUAAUAUAUUUGUAAUAUUUAUUUUGCUCUGAUAAACUGUUUGUUUUUUUUGUUUUUUUGUUGUUGUUCUUUUUUUAUGUUCAAGAGUUAUGAAUUCAACUCAGGCAUUAUGAAUUCACUGGCUUGAAUUAUGGAAUUUGAUUUAUUAUCAGGAUUGAAUUUGAUGUUGGCAUGUUCUGUCAGCGGCUGUAUGUUGUGUAAGCGGGCAUGCUUCUGUAUGCACACAUACAAAUCAUUGUAUUAGAUAAUAUUUUUAAACUUACAUCAGAUAAGUACUUGCCUGCUGUUUGCUUUCUAAUCAACACUUAAUGUGUUUCUCUGAAAUACAAGGGCAAGUGGAUUUUAAAGAGCUGCCUUUUUUCAUGGCCUGUCUAUAUUUUAUGUAAAUGUAACUUUGUUCUAUGCUAAAUGGCUGUGUUUUAUAUAUAUAUAUAUAUAUAUAUAUAUAUAUAUAUAUAUAUAUAUAUAUAUAUAUAUAUAUAUAUAUAUAUUGUUUUAAUAACUUUCAUAGUGGUAUUUUUUUUACUUUACCGUUGCUUCAUGACACUUACUUG